Molecule: messenger RNA, 942 nt
Organism: Colletotrichum truncatum
Lineage: Eukaryota; Fungi; Ascomycota; Sordariomycetes; Glomerellales; Glomerellaceae
Cellular component (GO): cytoplasm
Molecular function (GO): oxidoreductase activity, acting on the CH-OH group of donors, NAD or NADP as acceptor
Source: RefSeq, a predicted model, not a curated record
AUGUCUGUCUACGAAGUGAAGGGCAAGGUAGCCAUCGUAACCGGUGCCGGCUCAGGUAUCGGCCAUGGACUCACACAGCUCUUGCUUGAGGCAGGAUGUUCUGUGAUUAUGGCUGAUUUGAGGUUGCGACCAGAGGCCGAGGAAACGUUGGCGAAGUAUCGCGGCCCUCCAAGCCCAUCGGCAGGGCCGUCCGCAUUCUUUCAGCGAACCGAUGUCACAAACUGGGCACAACUUCAGCUUCUCUGGGACACGGCCCUGCAGAACUUUGGACGAGUAGAUAUCGUUGCUUCUAUCGCAGGCAUCUACGAACCGCCUUCAAGCAACUUCUGGUUCCCCCCGGGCAUCUCGGACCACUCAGAGGACCCCGCGGACGCGGCGCUUGGCCAAUACAGGAUAAUAGCCGUUAAUCAAGUAGCUCCUAUUCGUUUGGCCCAGAUUGCCACUGACUACUGGACGCAAAACAAGGAAAUCAGUGGCAACUACGUGGCAGUAGCCAGCAUUGGGGCUUAUGUUCACUCCUUCGAGACGCCGCUCUAUAUGUCGAGCAAAGCAGGACUCGUCAGUUUUAUCAAGUCGAUGGGAGGGCUUAAAGAUAUAUGUGGGAUCGGAUACUCCGCUGUGUGUCCAGGGGCAGUCUUGACGCCCAUCUUUGAACCUGAGUGGAACAGAAAGGUCACAGAGGAAGAUGUAUCCCUCUCUUCCCGCGAGUGCGCUGGAGUUAUCAUGCGUGUAUUGCGAGAGCCUCAGUAUGGAGCUGGCAGCAUCGUCGAGACGCAAAAGGUUGGCACCAAAGAGGAGUUUGAGAUUACCGCACGAGACGUCCCGAUGGAGGCUUUGUAUCCCAGAAUUGAUGGUGGUCCUAAUGAGCGAAUGAUCGAGGGGGCAAGGAAAACAGCCGCAAGGAUCAUGGACAAAGGGUUGCGCGCGCCAUUUGAGUGGUAA